Pygoscelis adeliae (Adelie penguin) is the source of this 2742-nucleotide messenger RNA. Its product is annotated as KIAA0753 ortholog. The transcript has 16 exons. Gene Ontology annotation, biological process: protein localization to centrosome; centriole replication. NCBI's taxonomy places the organism in Eukaryota, Metazoa, Chordata, Aves, Sphenisciformes, Spheniscidae. The record is from RefSeq and is a predicted model, not a curated record. Gene Ontology annotation, cellular component: centriolar satellite.
GCCGAUGUGAUGGGACCAAGCAAGCCAACCAUGUCUGAUGCUACAUUUGCAUUCACUACGCAGCUGUACAGGAAUGAAGCAAAGGCUUUACAAACACAGCUCCAGUUUAAUAGAAAUGUCCCUGCAGUUCCAGAGAACUUGGCUCUCAGAUUCUCUAACCCCCGUCCAAUUAUAAUAGAAAAACUGAAGGCAUCCAAUGAUCAGAGAAAUCUAGCUGGAAGUGAGGACCCCAGCAUAAGAAGCUCUGUCAUGUUUUCAGUGAUAUCUGAAGAGAGACUAAAAUUGGCUAUUCAGCUAGCCAAAAGGGACAUAAAACGAAGACAUCUUGAAGAGCACGUGAAACAGCAAGUGUUUGGAGAUGCUGUCAAUAAACCAUUGUUAGCCCAGAAGUCACAACAGCAGAAGACUGAAGUAUUUGAAAGUCCAGAAAAUAAAAAUGCAGUGAAGUCUCAAACUCACUUGAAAUAUCAGCAGAAACUUGGUCAACCUUCCAAAGUGGAGACUACCAUCUCUGGCGCUAAAGUUUAUCUCUACACACCAAAUGAGAGAAAACUAAUACCAGCUGUUUUGGACUCUCCACCCACCCAUGACACAGGACCGGACCCCAAGCCAAAUGUAAACAAAAAAGAAGAUAAAAAUAUGCAGGAAGUCCGACGGCUGCAAAAGGAAUUGAGGAGCUACAUCCACAAAAUUGAAGAACUGACUAAAAAAGGGGGAGAGAGAGAAAUUUUAGAUCCUGAUAAAGAGCAACAAGUUUGCACUAGGAGACAGAAACAAGCUGCACGGUCAGCUCGGAUGCUGUAUGUGCUCCAGCAACAGGUAAAAGAAAUUCAGGAUGAUUUAGAGAAACUGAGUCCUCAUAAAAUCAAACAUACUAAAAAGUCUCGAGCAGUAUCCAGAUUGGCAGCAGCGCACAGAGGAGCUGUACGAGCCUUGCAGGCAUUUGCCAAUCAGUUUACAGAUCAAACAGAGCAGCAGAUUCCUACCCACUACAAGGAACUGGGCAGUCUCAUUCGACAACUGUCCCUCUGUUCUGCCAAACUAGAAGUGGAUUCUUCCAUUUCUGACGUUAUCAUAGAUAUUUUGCUGCAAGUUGAGGAUCUGGAUUCACUGCUGGAAAAGAAACAAACACCAAAAAAAGUGAAGAAAUGUAUUUCAGCAUCUCAGGGCAAAUCUCCAAGGAACACAGAGACAUUUCCAGCCAGAAAGCAGCUUACAUCUCCAAAAGGAGAAAACAAAUCUCUCAGCUUAAAGGGACAGCACAGACAAGAACCUAGAAAACCUCCAGCUGCCAGGAGUCUCUUGACUGAUAAACAUUGACAUGUUGCAAAUAUUUCAGCAGUUCAGAAGGCAAACAGUUGCGCUCAUAUAUUGCACAAUAAAUUCCAAGAAAAUGACCCACGUACUCCAGAGAGAACUGCCACUUUGCAAGGAAACAUAGACGCAUUGGUGAGAGCUAGAGCUGUAAAAAAAGAUCCCAUCCUUGAAAGUGGCCCUUUGAAGAAGAAAGGUGUGUUAUUACCCGCAAAAUCACAGCCUCAAGGAAAGCAUGCACGAUUUCAGGAGACAACUAUAGCUUUCCAGCUAAAAGAGAACAAACGACUUGUUAAGGAGAGCAGAAUACCCUGCGUGCCUCCAAACCCUACAUCUCCACCUGUUUCACCUAAGCGACUAGCAUGGCUUGAAGGAGAAACUUCAAGAAGAGUGAAGGUUCUAACUGACCUUAGCAGAGGAGAAAUGAAAAAAAUACAAAAGUUAAGGUCACAAAGUGCUUCUCCAACCCAGUGUGCAGACAAAGUUGAGAAGGCAGUACGGGAGCGCUUAGAACCUCUAUUAGAUAGGACACAGAAGAUCAAUCUCUCCUUGGAAACAAAUGGUCAUUUGAAGGAUUCUUCAUUUAUAAACCACCUUUUAACUCAUGCAGCUGAGAAGGUUGCAGCAAAUGCAGAUACUCUGAGUGAAAAGCUAUUGGAUGAUCUUUUGGAAGAUACUGCUCAGGAACUGUGGAGUAUGGAGCAGCAUGAGAGACUCCAGACCGAGGCUCUGCCUAUGGCUGACACUCAUAGUCUGGAGUCAAUGUUGCAAAGAAUGGAAGAAAUUGAAAGAUACCAGGAGGCUGUACGCAGGAGAUUCACCCAAAUUGUGUACAGUGAUUCGGAGUUCUGGGUCCAGGAAGACAAAAUGGAACAACAAAUUGCAUCGAUAGCUAAAAGACCUACAUCUCCUCAUCCAAUUCAGAUAACCAAAUCAAUCGGACACACAGAGCCAGAAAUUGACAUUUUAUUUGAAAAACUUUUUGAUGGCAAUGAUACUGAUGAAAACAAAGAAUCAGAGGAGAACUUGCGGACUGGAAAUGACAUUCUGCAGCCCUUGACUCAGAAUUCGCUACAGAAAGAGUGCUAUGUGUCUCUCUCUGUGCCAAAGCAUAUGCUCCAGAGCAUCUUGGAUUAUAACAGCAGAUACAAGCAUCACUUAAAGCUUAUUUCCCAUGAGGCGAUAGGCAGUUUCAAUCCAUGGCGGAUUGCUGAGAGUCUUGCAGAGCAACUAGCAGAAGAAGCCCUAUGUGAUGUGGCAGCAGAGCUGCAGGAUGUUUGUGAGGAUUAUGCAGAAGCUGUGUUCACGUCAGAGUUUUUGCAGCCAGCGCAGUAAAUGCUUUCAAAUCUGCCCCAUUAUCAAAUGCAACGUGAGCCUCAGUCUAACAGUCUUAUCAGAUGAUCUCAUUUUUCAUGUUUUCUUAAAAGU